UGAGCCUCAAUCUGUUAAUGUUUUUGACCUUGUUAAUAUCUCGUCACAAACUACAUACUACAAAUACUAUCAAUCUGAUUUCAAAAUGUAUACGAUAGAAACGGUAACAGAAGGGUAUACCUUAGGCGAAGGCCCUCAUUGGGAUACAUCGACCCAAAGCCUUUAUUUUGUUGAUAUUUUUGGGAAACUUAUCGUAAAAUAUACCCCAGCAACGAAGAAAGUUGCAAAAGUAACAGUUGCACCGAAAACCGCUUCAUUUGUAAUCCCUGUCCAAGGAAAAAAAGACCAAUUUGUAAUUUCACUAAAUAACGAAUUAGUCAUUAUCUCUUGGGAUGGUGGGAGUGAUAAAAUAGGAAUCGUGGAAAACUUAGCCACUAUUGAUAAUAAUUUCAAUGAUGCUAAAUGUGAUCCCAAAGGCCGAUUGUGGGCCGGUAGCCAAACUCUGGAUGAAAAUGAUUUUAUGAAAAGUGAACCUUUGGGCCAUUUAUAUUCCCUGGAUUCUAACAAACAAUUUAAAAAAUGUUUGGACAAAAUACGAAUUGCAAACGGAUUGGCUUUUAACGAAAAGUUGAAAAAAAUGUAUUACAUCGACUCUUUGAUAGGGACGAUAGAUCAAUUUGAUUUCGACGUGAACACUGGGAAAAUAUCCAAUAGAAAAGUUCUAUUCACGUUGAAAAAAAACAAUGUACCGGGUAUUGCCGAUGGUAUGACUAUAGACACCGAUGGUAAUCUAUGGGUGGCAAUUUUCGGCGGUAGCCGAGUGCUAAAAAUCGAUGGUAAUAACAGUGAAACUUUGUUAGAAACCAUAAAUAUGCCUGCGGAACAGGUAACUUCUGUAACUUUCGGGGGCCCUAAAUUAGACGAAUUGUUUGUUACAACAGCACGGUUUGAGACCGGAGAGAAGAAAUUGCCAGCGCCCAUCAAUGGUGCUACUUACAGAAUCACAGGGACCGGAGCAAGAGGACACCCUGGAGUCAGCUUUAAACUGAAUUAAUGUUUAUAACUUGACGCAUUUGGCCUACGUCCUUGAAAUGAUUGAUGAAUUUGAUUAUAGGACCCGGUUAAUUAGGAUAGAAAUAAAAAACUUUUCGCGACAUUUCGACACUUUGUGUCUUCUUCUGGCGAGAAAUUUUUGUCGUUUUGUUGUCGUGUGAACUCUUCUUUAGAAGUGUUUAGAUUUAAUUGUGUAAGCACUGUGUGUUUUGUUGCUCUGAACACAUUUUAAAAAUGUCAUGUAAGAUAAGAUACCAGGAACAUUGAAAAAAUGUUUAAUUUCGAAGUUAUGAGAGUUUAAAUUUUGCAUCUUGACUCUAAUUAUAAAAACAUAAUAAAAGUUUUUUU
This is a messenger RNA of Tribolium madens (black flour beetle), 1341 nucleotides long. RefSeq names its product regucalcin-like. Lineage: Eukaryota; Metazoa; Arthropoda; Insecta; Coleoptera; Tenebrionidae. The record is from RefSeq and is a predicted model, not a curated record. Gene Ontology annotation, biological process: L-ascorbic acid biosynthetic process. The coding region runs from base 86 to 994 and encodes 302 amino acids. Gene Ontology annotation, molecular function: gluconolactonase activity; calcium ion binding. The transcript is spliced from 4 exons.